Laccaria bicolor S238N-H82 is the source of this 258-nucleotide messenger RNA. RefSeq lists its product as uncharacterized. NCBI's taxonomy places the organism in Eukaryota, Fungi, Basidiomycota, Agaricomycetes, Agaricales, Hydnangiaceae. The record is from RefSeq and is a predicted model, not a curated record. The transcript has a single exon. The coding region runs from base 1 to 258 and encodes 85 amino acids.
AUGAAAUCGCCGGAAGCUUGGCAUCAAAGCCAUCAGCACACCACUUACAACACAACAAAACAAGUCCUGGUGGAAUGUGCCCGCCAAAACCAGCCAUAUACGCAAUUGUGCGCCCGCCUCUUAAGGAGGGAACAAGGGAAAUGCGAAACAACAUCACAGCUACGCCGUAUGGGUCCCUGCGCUCUCGUCUUUUCAACAUCCGCAGUGAGGCCUGCUGAUUCAGGGAUUGAACUGCACAACUUCGUAAAAUGGGAGUGA